AUGAGCGGCGCCGGUCUCUGCGGGUUGUUGUCGGAAUUGGGGUACGAAGGUCACGGCUCUUUGGACCCCGACAGCUUCGAAUGGCCCUUCCAGUACGACGAUGUUCGGCCCAUACUUGACUGGCUCUGCUCUAGCCUCCGCCCUUCCAAUGUCCUCUCCCCCUCCGAACUCUCCCAGUAUGAGCAGUUUUUGCAGGAAGGGAAGCUUUUGGAGGGAGAAGAUUUAGACUUUGCUUACGACAGCAUUUCAGCCUUUUCAGCCCGGAGAGACAAUCAAGAGGCAGUUUUUGGAACUGAAGAAGGAUUGAAAGAGAUACGAGAUGCUACAUUGGCUGCAAAAGCUGAAGCUUUGGAGUUACAGAAACAGCUCCGGCAUCUGCAGUUCCAAAAUGAUAUGCUUACGGGGCAGGCUUCAGCACUAAUUCAAGGGAGAAGAGCACGAGUUGCUGCAACUUCCACUGCCAAUGGACAACUGACCACCAUAGAUGAUAGCCUUUCAGCAAGGAAUUUAGAAAUGAAUGCAGUUCUUGGACGGAUGGCCUCUACUGCACAAGAGUUGGCACAUUAUCAUUCCGGAGAUGAGGAUGGAAUCUAUUUGGCCUACGCUGAUUUUCAUCCGUACUUGCUUGCUGAUGCGGCCUGCAUGAAGGAGCUAAAUCAGUGGUUUCUGAAGCAACUAGACACGGGUCCUUACAGGUUAGUGGCCGAGGAGGGGAAAUCUAAAUGCUCGUGGGUGAGUCUUAAUGAGAUCUCGAAUGUGAUGGUGCGAGAUGCAGAGAACACACAGCAUCAACGUCUUUCUGAAUUGCAGCGACUUCGAUCCAUAUUUGGAACAAGUGAAAGGCAAUGGGUAGAAGCUCAAGUUGAGAAUGCUAAGCAGCAAGCCCAACUCAUGACUCUUAAAGCUCAAGUGACAUCAGAUGAAGCUCACAUCCAUCUUGACCUUCAUUCUCUUCGGAGAAAACAUGCUGAACUGGCUGGUGAACUUUCAACUUUGUAUCGGAAAGAAGAGAAGUUAUUGUCUGAGACUAUUCCUGAUCUUUGUUGGGAGCUGGCCCAGCUACAAGAUACAUACAUCUUGCAAGGGGAUUAUGAUCUAAAGGUCAUGCGUCAAGAAUUUUAUAUUAAUCGGCAAAAAGCGUUCAUAAAUCAUUUGAUUAAUCAGCUAUCACGGCAUCAAUUUUUGAAGUUGGCCUGUCAGUUGGAAAAAAAGACUAUGCUUGGAGCUUAUUCCUUGCUUAAAGUUAUUGAGUUAGGGUCGUUGUAUGGCAUUGGUUCAAGCGGCAUCUGAUGUACCUGAACAAGGAGCAGUUGAUGAUCGUGACACUUUUCUCCAUGGUGUCAGAGAUCUUUUGAGUAUCUAUUCAAAUGCGCAAGCUGGUUUGUCAACAUAUGUGUCUGUUCCGGGCAUUGUACAACAACUGUCUAACCUUCAUUCAGACCUUAUGGCUCUGCAAUCUGACCUCGAAUAUGCCCUUCCUGAGGAUAGAAACAGAUGCAUUAAUGAACUAUGUACCCUUGUUCAAAGUUUGCAGCAAUUGUUAUUUGCAUCAUCUACAACUGCGCAACCGAUACUAACUCCCUGGACUCUCAUGAAAGAGCUGGAUGAAAUGGAAAAGGUCAAUGCCAAGCUCUCAUCUGCAGUUGAAGAUGUGACGCUCGAACAUUGCAAGAAGAAUGAGAUAGUUAAACACCACUCCCAGGAAAUGGCACUUCAAAGACGCGUCUUUGUUGAUUUCUUCUGCAACCCAGAACGUUUGAGGAACCAAGUCAAGGAACUGACCGCACGUGUCAGGGCAUUGCAGGCGUCAUAGUCUGAUGUACAGUAUGUAUCAAUUAUAACCGUCCUAUUAAAAUUUGUUUGUAAAUCCAUUUUCCGAUAAAUGGUCGUCUUCUUUUUUCAAUUGCAAAUGGAAAUGCUCAUGGACUGCAUGAUAAUCAAUACCUGGAAGCUACAUUGCAGUAGGCUGAUUCACAAGUUGUGAAGCACAAAUUUGAUGAAUGUGAUCAUGUGAGUGGACUUGUAUUGUAACCAUGUAUGAGAUUAUAUGUUUGAGGGUGUGAAAGUGAGACCUUUACAUAUACAAAUAUCACAUUUCCAGUA
This is a messenger RNA of Sesamum indicum (sesame), 2103 nucleotides long. The record is from RefSeq and is a predicted model, not a curated record. NCBI's taxonomy places the organism in Eukaryota, Viridiplantae, Streptophyta, Magnoliopsida, Lamiales, Pedaliaceae.